Penicillium atrosanguineum is the source of this 987-nucleotide messenger RNA. RefSeq lists its product as uncharacterized. The record is from RefSeq and is a predicted model, not a curated record. Gene Ontology annotation, cellular component: nucleus. The transcript is spliced from 2 exons. Gene Ontology annotation, biological process: positive regulation of transcription by RNA polymerase II. Gene Ontology annotation, molecular function: transcription cis-regulatory region binding; DNA-binding transcription factor activity, RNA polymerase II-specific; zinc ion binding. Bases 1 to 987 code for a protein of 328 amino acids. Lineage: Eukaryota; Fungi; Ascomycota; Eurotiomycetes; Eurotiales; Aspergillaceae.
AUGGCGAACGAGCGAUACUUUGGCAGGGCAUGCAAAACAUGUCGUCGUCGAGGACGAGGAUGCGACCGGCGCAUGCCUUCAUGCAAUACAUGCAAGGCCAGUGGUCAGACGUGUGAGGGCUACCAGCUGCAGUGGCCAGGGCUAGCAAGCCGGGGUCAAUUUGUGGGCAAAAGCAUCCCUGUAGCUGGGACUACAAAGCGCCGGCGAACGCGCCGAGUCCAGCCACCGACAAGUUCUAGUCCACCUCCGCCUACACUUCUGGAAUCACACCAGAGUUCUGCCAACAAUGAUGGUCUGGCCGAAACUCAGCGAAUUCGAUUUGAGGAAUUGCUUGAUCCGAUGCAGCUCUUUAAGGAGAUUACGGAGGUUGAGACCCCACCCGAACCCUCAAUAUGGUACAACGACGUCUCUUCGGCUAACAACUUUGAUGAUCUUGUUGAACUUCAUUCGAAUCCCGAUACAGAAUCUCCAUCACGGGAUUAUUCUAAAGAGCUUGGAAAGUCUAUAGACUUCCGCCAUAUGCUGGGUCCAAGUCUUGACAUUUUGAGCAUCCCAGAUGAGCUCAAAUUCAUCAUGCAAUACCAUAUCUGUGAAGUUGUGCCCAAAUUAUGCGUGGACAACUUAUCUCCUCAAAAUCCCUAUCGCGAUUACAUCCUCCCUCUUGCCAUCGAGGUCCCAUCAUUACUAUACGCAUGUGCAGCGUUGGCAGCAUGCCAUUUCAACGUGCGACUCUCUACAAACCAAUUCGAACGCGAGUUCUUCCGCUUUAAGGGCAAGGCUAUGAAACGACUACAAGAAGACCUAUACUCCCAAAUCCGGGCGAAACACCCGGGUACACUUGCCACGAUACUCAUGCUUUGCUUGUGUGAUCUUUGUCAUGGAGGGAUCUCAGACUUCCAGUCACAUUUCCAGGGAGCUAAAAAGCUUAUAGAACUACGUCAGGAACGGACGGUCGGCUGCUUUGUCGAACAAUACCUAGCCUGGUAA